This is a messenger RNA of Acanthopagrus latus (yellowfin seabream), 4800 nucleotides long. It is a transcript of the gene lrrc75ba, whose product is annotated as leucine rich repeat containing 75Ba. The transcript is spliced from 5 exons. Bases 494 to 1624 code for a protein of 376 amino acids. The record is from RefSeq and is a predicted model, not a curated record. Lineage: Eukaryota; Metazoa; Chordata; Actinopteri; Spariformes; Sparidae.
UAAAUCAAUCUGGACCAAUGGGAGACGUUCAGCAGGAGGCCUGGCUCACAUCCCGGUACACAGCUUUACCAAGUCAAGCUGAGAGCAGAUACAAGAGGGGGAGCCGCGCAGCAGGCACCAGAUGCAGGGAUUGGUCGGACGCUCCACGUUGCACAAACCUAAACAGCAGCGUAAAGGAGCGCGGACGGACGGACGGCUGGAGGAUGAAGCAGCCGCCGGUGCAUCCUCAUCAUCCCAGCCAGGCGCACGUAGCCCGAGGAGGAGGAGGAGGAAGAGGAGCAGAGGGGGGGGGAUCAAAACAGCUACGUGUGACGGCUGCAUGAGAGGGAGGACGGCGGCGAGACUGUGGAGGGACAUCGAGUGCAGCGCCAGAACAACACGGAGCAGCAAAACCGAGCUGGUCAUGGGUUUGUCCUCUUGCUGAUAUUCUCUUGAAGCUGCAACACACAGACAGACAAAAAAAAAAAAAAAAAAAUACGCGAAAAACACCACCAUGGGUUCCAGACUGAGCCGGCAGAGCAGCCUGGACAAUGAGAAUUUCUCCAAAAAGCGACGCAAGCUUCUGGAUGGCACCGGAGAGAGCGACAGAGGCAGCCGGGCCGGCGGGGACUUUCUGUUCGCCCUCAUGCUGAAAUCAGACAAGCUGCCGGGGAUGCUGCGGAGGACCAACCACAGCCCGUACAUGAGGCGGGUGGCGUGGAUCAAGGAGAUCCAGAAGCUGCUCCGGGACCGCAGGAUCGAGCAGGCGACCGACGUGCUCAGAUCUCUGAGGAAGGAUCUGGGUUUGGAAGGCACCUCUCUCAACGACAUCCUGUACAAGAACGCCGCCUUCCUCAACCUGGUGGACCCGAUCUCCCACGAGCUGCUGCUCAGUCUGGCUCGAGAGAUGCAGUGUCCCAAGAAGGACGCCGACACCAUCAAGUCCUCUGAUAAGAUCUGCAGACAGCUGAUCUACCACCUGACUCCACACUCCAAGUGGCUGAGGCAGAGCAUGUCCAGACGGAAAUCCCAGGCCUGUCUGAAGACAACCCUACAGAAGAAGCUCUCCAGUGACUCAGUCGAUCUAUCCGGCAUCCCCUUGUCCACCCGGGACGUCCGUCAAGUCGCCUUCUACCUCCAGAACAACAGAGACAGCGUGGUGGCUGUAGACAUCAGCUUCACCGAACUCCAGGACGACAACUUGAUGAUCCUCCUGCCUCUCCUCGCCUCGCUGCCCAAACUCAGCACCCUGGCUCUGAACGGCAACCGCCUCACCCUGGCUAUCCUCAAAGACCUCACCGAGAUGCUCAAAGACCCCAAGAUGUUCCCCAACCUGGCCUGGAUCGACCUGGGCAACAACGUGGACAUCUUCACCAUGCCUCAGCCGCUGCUGGUCGCUCUGCGUCGGCGCUGCAGCCUGAAGAGCAGCUUGCCGACGAUCUACGAGUACACCGAGGGUCAGCCCUACUGCUACCACCUGGAGACGUCUAUCGAGGAGCCCAGCCACUACGAGGAGGAAGAGGAGGAGGAGGAAGAGGUGGAGGAUGACGAGGACGACAUGGGGAACAAGUUUGUGCUGGAGCCGUGGGCCUCAGGAGAGAAGCAGCUGUCCAAAGACUUCACCCUCCAGUACUGCGAGAGGUGAUGGGGCCUUCUCUCUGCGAGGCUCUUUCAACCGUGGUUGAAAUGUCGUCCCACGACACUCUGUUACUUCCUUCGCCCUUUCGCCCUCACACCACGAGCCCAGUCACCCUUUGAGGCACGAGGGAGACCGCUGCCCACAUUGUGAACUUCUCGUCCCGACACGGCUAACAAAGCUAACCCUAACCAUCUCUGAGUUAACCCACACAAGACGACGGCGAGGCGACGGUGGACUUACUGUGUUGGUGGAUGGUGCUCUUGGGAACGAGGUGCGGUUUCAUUGGAGGGGGGCUGGAAGAGUCAACGAACCGGUGCUCUCUCUCUCUCUCUCCCCCUCUAUCUCUCUCUCUCUCUCUCUCUCUUUCUCUCUCUCUCCGACAGCUGAAGAGCCAAUCCCAAGGAGAUUCAGAUCAGUUGGUUGGAUGGAGGAGCAGCAUCCCGGCGGUAGCUGAAGUGGAGUUAGUUUGGAAAACAGAGGGACCGUGUGGGUUCUCUACCAGGACUGAGACUCUCUCUGGCAGGCAGGGCCUAGCUCCACAUUGUGUGUUCUCUGUUAAUCUCUCAACAAAAGCUAUGACACAAGUUCAACAGACUAUACAGCCGACGACCCGUCACGUGACGCCGGCAAAACUGCUAGGUCAAGACUUUUUGCGUUUUCCCCCCCUUUCCAAAUGUCCACUUGUGAAUGCCCACGCUGCCCCUGUGUAGAUGUAAAUGAGGACACAAAACACGGCUCUGUUGUCCAUUUUUGUGCACUUUUGGUGAACAAAGCAAUCUUAGAAGACAACAGGUAGGACUCAACAAUGGGUAGCUGUCACUGAUUGUUGUUGAACUUGCCUAAAUGCUGGUUUUCACCUCUCUUUGUAAUUACUGAGCUGUUGUAGUCGUCACCACAGUGUUUCAGUGUAUUUACGACACUACAGCCGACUCGUCUGAGCGGUCGUCCCACUGCCGUUUGUCUCCACAGAUGUGUUGUCGUCUCCAUUUAUCGAUGUGGAUGCCACGACUGUUACCGGUCGGUUAGAGUCCGUCUGCUGUAGCACAUAAUGAUCAAGUUAGACCGACCGAAACACUGCAGUGCACUUUAAGGCCACUAGAUUUUUAUAUUUCAGUUUGUCCACACCUCAGACGCUCUGUGUGCAUCGUUUAUAACCACUUACUGACAGAAGUGAAGCUGAAUGCAGCUUUACACUGAGGUCCUUGUAAUGAGUGUUAAUUAAUAUGUUAAGACCCUUUUAGGUUGGAUCAGAUGGUUAUUAACAUCAAUAAGACUUUAUAAGUGUUAAUAAUAGUAUAAUAAAAUGCUUAUUGUCAAUUAUAAGACCUGUAUGAGCACUUAACAGUUUUUAGAUGCUUAAACAUUAUUAAAAGCUUUUUGUAAUUUUUUUAUAACAGCAUACCAACAUUUAUUGAGUUUAACUGACUUAACUUUUAUGUUGUUAUUAAUGGUUUUCCGUUGCGUUAUUACGAUUAAUAUGUGCUUUAUUAUGCACCUAUUAACAGUUAAAUAACCUUUUUUGCAGCAAUGGGACCCAAAGUGAGAACACUGCCUAAUUAAAGUUGUUAAAUUCUCUAUUAUUUACAACUUUCACUAAUAUUAGAAUUAUUGGCUUUUGUUUUUAGUACAACAGAUUUAAAAACCCUGACAAGUCGUCGACUUUGCAUCAGAUCCGUAGCUGCACUGAACUGCUAACAAAUGCAUAAUGAAGUAUGUUUGAUCGAACUAAAAAGCAGGAAUCUGUCUGUUUGUACUUCAUAUAUCUUGAGAACCGAUCAUCCGAAUUAAUUCAAACUUUGCAGGUUUGUUGCCGACAGCUGAAGGAGGUGCAGUGUAGAAUUGUUGCAUUUUUGACUCCUGACAUUUUCGAUAUCAAUACACUGUGAAUUAUCAGCAAACUAGGCUUGAUGCAGCUGCAGGGGCGUGGCUUCAACACCUUGAAGUCAUCUAUUGGGGAAGCAGACAUAAACAAAAUAGAAAUCAGAGUAGUGCAACAACUGGUGCGGGAAACUGUAGUGUGCUAGCUAACGUUAGCCUCCAGAGUUUCAACAAGCUACUCCAGGAUUCCUCAGAAAGCACAGAUGUAUUUAUCCAGAUUCCAAAUAUCAAACGUAUUUAAUAUCAUCUGUGAGCAGUUCAGGAGGCUGAGACUGGAUCUGUGAACUGCUCACGUUACCGUGACAAACACCAGUAACGCCGGUGUUACAGUUAUCUAUCUUUACCAACACAAUACAUCCGUUCGUUAAGUCCCUGCUGUUCUAUAUAACCACUAACUCUACUAUGACAUUCACUGCCGCCAAUACAAAGAAAACAGCAUCCGAACACAAACUGCCCAGCAGACUCUGAUCACACUGUACAAUCAGGCAGAGCGGAUCAAAUACGAAUCAACGUUUUGUUGCUGCAGAGCACCGCGACGCUGCAUCUGUCACGUCACAUGUCUGAUUAAUGUUAUUAAGCAUUUAUACAGACUCAUAAGAGCCUUAUAACACAUUAACUAACGCGUAUCACAAGGACCUUGAUGCAAAGCGUCACCGAUGGUUACCUCUUUAAGAUAAAUGAUGACCAAACGGCUCAUGAUUGUUAGAAGGCUCAUUUAAAACCAACGUACCUGCGUCACCUGAUAUAUAAUCAAUGUUUAAGUGUGUGUUUUAACGUGUUUGUGACAGUAAAACGUCUGAUUACUGCUGUAAUUAUUUGUUUUUGGUGUUUUGUCAUUUUGUCCAGUUGUGUGAUUAUAAUAACGACUGUAAUGAAACCGAGCGCGGUGGCCUCCCUGCGUGGAGCGCGAGCAGUAAACAAGAAGGGACGUGACCCAUGAGAUUACACAAUAACAACAGGAAGUAGUUGAGUCAGUGUACAAACACCUUUAAUGUCAGACGUUUGACCCGAGUGACGGAGAGCACUGUCCCUUUGGUUCGUAGAUUCUGUUCCGUGUGUCGAUGUCCUCGUAGUCCUCGUGUACUCGUCUCAUGCCAAACUCUGACUGCCAAUAAAAGAACCAAACUGAGGAGUGCUGCGUGUUUUAUUUUGGAGUGCUGCAAACAUCUGGGUCAGGAGCAGAACCCGGAGCUGCUCACACUAUCAGAUUUAUUUAUGCUGAUUAAUCUGUAGAAAUGGGUCGAUAAAAGCGGCCGGCUCGGCCCGUGCUGUUCAGGAUUGCUCGCUGGAGAGUCGCUGGCUUG